This is a messenger RNA of Kalmanozyma brasiliensis GHG001, 1149 nucleotides long. RefSeq names its product Tryptophan synthase beta subunit-like PLP-dependent enzymes superfamily. Gene Ontology annotation, molecular function: L-serine ammonia-lyase activity; pyridoxal phosphate binding; threonine deaminase activity. Gene Ontology annotation, biological process: L-serine catabolic process; L-threonine catabolic process. The transcript has a single exon. Lineage: Eukaryota; Fungi; Basidiomycota; Ustilaginomycetes; Ustilaginales. The record is from RefSeq and is a predicted model, not a curated record. The coding region runs from base 1 to 1149 and encodes 382 amino acids.
AUGACCGUCCCUGCCGAACCAGAGGCGAUCCUCUCCCCGCGCUCGGAGAUCCCACCUGCCGCCUCCCCCCUCUCCGCCCCUUUGCACCACGUCACACCUCUCCUCUUCUCCCCUUCCCUCUCGGCGCGCACGGGUCACAAUAUAUAUCUCAAGCUCGACAUCGAUCAACCCUCGGGGUCGUUCAAGCUUCGGGGCGUGGGAGCGAUCUGUCAAUCCGCCCUUGCCGCUUCGGGUGACACGCAUCUGGUCUCGUCUUCCGGCGGGAAUGCGGGGUUGGCGGUGGCUUAUGCGGCGAGUAGGGCAGGGGUGGGGUGUACGAUCUUUGUCCCGGCGUCGACCGAGACCGACGUAGUGGAGCGGUUGAGGAAGGAGGGAGCAAGAGUCGUUAUCGGGGGCGACGCCUGGGAUGUAGCUGAUGCUGCCGCACGGGAAGAGGUUCGGGAGACAGGAGGGACGUACGUUCAUCCGUUUGAAGGCGAGGUGCUGGUGAAUGGGCACAGUAGUGUGGUGGACGAGAUCUAUGAUCAGAUGCCCGAGGGGGAGCGGGUGGACGUGCUGGUGAGCAGUGUGGGCGGGGGCGGGUUGCUGCGAGGCAUCAUCCAAGGGGUGACUCGUCAGGGUGGGAAGAAACCCGUGUUGGUGGGUGUACAGAAUUUUGGCGUGGACUCGUUCAAUCGUUCGCUAGACCAAUGGAGCGCGUGCGGUGAGGAGGGCGUAGUGACGCUAGAGAGGAUCGAGAGCAAGUGCACCUCGAUGGGCACCAAAAAGUGCUCCGCUGCCACGCUACGCGACGCCAUCGAGUUCCAGAAGGACGGAGGGAGGUUGGUGAGCCUCACAGUGACCGACGAGCUGAGUGCGUCCGCAUGCUGGCAGUUCGCCGAGGAGAAGCUGCCAGAUGGGAGGAAGAGGAUGGUCGAGUUGAGCUGCGCAAGCGCUCUGACGACGGUGUACCACCCGUGGGUGCUGGAGAGGGUGUUGGAUGGGCUAGAGGGCGAAAAGGGGAGGAAGUUGAAUGUUGUUAUCGAGGUGUGCGGUGGGAGUAAGGUCAACCAAGCUAUGCUGAAGGAGUACAAGGAGAAGAACGGGAAGAUGGAAGGUAGAGAUAGGAUCCGGGUCAACGGUGUUGACUUUCCCGCUUCGUCUGCGUAG